Molecule: messenger RNA, 324 nt
Organism: Staurois parvus
Lineage: Eukaryota; Metazoa; Chordata; Amphibia; Anura; Ranidae
Source: the annotation of a GenBank genome assembly
GGGUCCCUGUACGGCCUCCCAUUGCUGCUGUCUCCAUCGCCACACUCUGCCAUAUGUGCCACUUUCAGGUCUCCUCACACUGCUGGUGGGUUCCAUUUUGUCAUAGGGUGCUGUAUGGCCUCCCAUUGCUGCUGCCUCCACCGCCACACUGUGGCUCCACACUCUGGUUUUGGCCCCGUGACUGCCCAAAUGAGUGAAGUGUGCGGUGAUUCUAAGAUCGACGGCACUCAUCUGCAUGUCAUACUGACUGACAGUAUUAUUUCUCUUCCCCAGCAGACUCCAAGGGCAUUUAAAUUACAGGUACAGUGUUCUGCACUAAUAUAA